Messenger RNA from Colletotrichum chrysophilum, 801 nucleotides. RefSeq lists its product as uncharacterized. Lineage: Eukaryota; Fungi; Ascomycota; Sordariomycetes; Glomerellales; Glomerellaceae. The coding region runs from base 1 to 801 and encodes 266 amino acids. The record is from RefSeq and is a predicted model, not a curated record. The transcript has 2 exons.
AUGACUUUCAUCCACAGACUACCACUGCACAUUGUUUCUAGCAUCUUAGACCAGCUAGACACCAUUGCAGAGCUUGGCAUCGCUAUUCGAAGCCACCGCAUAUUCUACAACGCUUUCAAAUACAACGCUCAGACAAUAUGUCGCAGCAUUCUAUCAAGCCAAAUACCACCCAACUUGUUUCCGUACGCGAACGCACUCCUCGAAUCAAGUGUAGUCGACCCAAGCAACCAUGAUUCCGUCAAAGAUCUUCUUCGACGACUGCAAUCUCGCAUCAAGAACGAUCCUAAAUCUUUGGAACGAUUCACCGUUACUGCGUAUGCUGCUCUCAGCCGUGCUUUGGCAGCUGUCGAAAUCCUGAGAGAGGAUUUGGUCUCGGAGGCGCUUCCAUUGUUCAUGAGUAGCUUCGAGGCAGACCAUGCGUCAGGGGCAUCGCAGCAGGAAAUCUUCCGGCUCAAUAGAGCUUUCAUGAGAUACCAGAUCAUGUGCAACCUAUUCUGCACCCCCUAUGACGUGGGCAGUCGCCUUAUUGACGAAUAUAUAACACAAUACUUCUUCCACCCUUUCUCGCCCUGGGUCAACGAGCAGAUCCUCUGUGUAUACAGGUAUCUCGAACGCAAGGUCGCUGAGGGUCAGCCGCUUCAACUUGAUCUUGAAGGGUGCAGACUUGUACUGAUCAUGUUGACAGCCUACGAUGAUGUUGCCGCUCACGAUGUGGACUGGGGCAAAGUGCCCGUCGAGUGGGACUAUGACGCCAACGUCUGCUCUAUGAUACAAUGGAAUAUUGAGAACCUGAGUUCAUGA